Molecule: messenger RNA, 1105 nt
Organism: Loxodonta africana (African savanna elephant)
Lineage: Eukaryota; Metazoa; Chordata; Mammalia; Proboscidea; Elephantidae
Product: coiled-coil domain-containing protein 102B-like
Exons: 1
Coding region: 1-633 (210 amino acids)
Source: RefSeq, a predicted model, not a curated record
AUGAAUUUAGAUUCCAUUCAUCGAUUAAUUGCGGAAGCACAAAUCUUCCAGAUGCAGCAGUCAUCACUGAAAUCACCUUGUGACUCAGUAGUGCCUGCCUCACCCCGCAGGGAAGCCUGCCACUCCUAUUUGCCACUUUAUGGGCUCCAGUCUCAUGCCACCCAAAAUGUCUGUGCACACUCACACAGCACCAAUGAAUGGGACAUCAGUGAAGAGCUUCGUCUGCGGGAACUUGAAGAGGUGAAGGCCAGAGCUGCUCAGAUGGAAAAGACCAUGCGGUGGUGGUCAGACUGCACUGCCAACUGGAGAGAAAAAUGGAGUAAAGUUCGAGCCGAAAGAAACAGUGCCAGGGAGGAAGGAAGACAGCUAAGAAUAAGGUUAGAGAUGGCACUGAAAGAAUUAAGUACACUGAAAAAGAAGCAAAGAUUGCCCCAUGAGAAAGAAGCUCUAGAAGUUAAAGUUACCCAGGACCUGGAGCGUCCUUAUUUCUUAGAAGCCUAUGCACAAGAAGAACAAUUUCAAGUUCAUUCACAAACAAGAGAGUGUUUGGUAAAAAAUCAAUCUUCUGCAAAAGAGAACACAAAUAGCAAGGUAAAAAAAAAAAAUCCACAGAGGGUCCUAGAGAUUAUGUAAAUGUGUUAAUGCUGUAUAGAGUGAUGGGAAGGAGCCCUGGUGGCAUGAUGAUUAAGUGUUUGGCUGCUAACUGAAAGGUUGCUGUUAGAACCCACCAGAGGAUGUGGGAGAAAGACCUGAAGAUCUGUUCCCCUAAAGAUUACAGCCUUGGUAAACUUAUGGGGCAGUUCUACUCUAUCGUGUAAGGUCUCUAUGAGUUGGAAUCGACUUGAUGGCAGUCGGUUUUUUUUUAAUAGUGAUAGGGAAGCAGGGAUAUGUGGCAAGCUGAACAGUGACCAUGCUGGUAUUUUUAGUGAAAAUUAAGCCAGUGUUUAUAAAAAAGAAAAUUUUGAUGAUAAUUCUCUCAUUAUCCUUGCUAUAUGAAUAAUAAGGGAUCCGUAGAGUAGUUUUACACUUCCCAAGAUGUGAAACUCUGGUCUGACAGUUAACUCCUUGCAAAAUGGGUUCCAUAUGCAAAUACUUUUAGGAAACA